CCAAAUUUAGUAAAACAUUUUCUUUAGUCAUGUUUCUUCAUGUGCCAGUAAGUCCUUUUGGCAUACUCUUCUGCAACAACAUCUUUUAUACUCGAGCAAAGUAUGUUGCCUCAAAAGCAAACCUGUUCUGAUCACUCCGAUCCAUACCAUCUUCAAGGCAAUCGAAAAAAGAACCGUAGAGUGAUAAUGGUUUCUGUAAGGGUAGUCCCGAUUAUUGCUGACUUAAGCAUCGGAGUGUCUACCUCGAGAAUCCAUCUCGGGGCUUUGUCAGCCCGAGGUGGAAACUCGUCUCAGCCUCUUGGACGAGGUCAGGUCCCCAGCAACCUUCCACCUCAUCCUCCACCCCCAAUCCCAAAUACAUUCCCUCCUGUUGAUCAUACAGAAGGAGAAGACGAAAAUCAACCACACAAUUCGGUUAGCAACUCAGCCUCUACUGCUAACCAAGACGUAGUUGCAACUCAGCUUGCUGCCAUGCAACAGCAGUUUGGUGUCUUUCAGCAAGUGCUGGCUCAGUUGUUAGCCCGGAACAAUCCUGGUGAUCCACUCAUCAAUCUACUUAAUCCUGCCCCACCACAACCUCCAGCCCCACCACAAAAUCCUGAACCAGUUCAACGUGCUCCCGCUGUUAGUGAAUCUCAGGGCCAAUCUCACAUUGCACCAGUUCAGCAACCUCCUCAUGAUGAUGUCACUCGACGUCUAGAUAGCUUAGAAAGCCUAGUGGUUGAACAGCGAGGUGCCCCACCUCCAUACCCUGCUGUUGACUCCGUACCGCACCCUCUCAAUACCAAUAUUAAUUUUAUGAGCAGAUUCAAUGAUGCAGUGCUAGAGGUUAAUUCUUUCGACCAAGCUGUGGGAAUUACAGCGGUGAUCUCGGGUCUUGGCCAUGAGAGGUUCCGAGAUAGUUUGCUCAAACAUCUUGCCAACACCUUUAGCGAGGUAAAUGAUAGAUCGUUGAAAUUCAUAACUGCUGAGGAAUAUACCCUGUCGCAGAACCUAACUCCUACUAAGAGCCAACACCCGGACUGGAGAGAUGAGAAUCCGAACAGGAAACGGAUGAAGACAACACAGAACCGAGGUCCGAUGUCGACCCCAAGAUUCGGAAGGCCGAACUCAGCACCUCCGCAACAACCUGCAGGUAAAACUCCAGUUAAUUGGACUGCUUUUAAUUUACCGAGGUCACAAAUCUUUAUGCAGAUUAAGAAUAAGAUGGACUUAAGACGUCUGGGUCCAAUGAGAACUGCUGCUGCUACCAGAGACCAUACUAGGUACUGUGAUUUUCAUCAGGAUCACGGUCAUACAACAGAGCAAUGUAAUAGUCUGAGGUCCGAACUGGAAAGUCUGGUACAGAAAGGAAUGUUGAAUGAGUACAUCCAGAGAGUGGAACAGCCAAGGUUUGUCAGAGAACAAGGGUCACAGCAUCAAGCAAUCCGCAAUCCCCUAAACAGACAAGGUGUGGGAUAUCAGCAAGCCCCACCCCCACUCCCACCACCAGCUAGAGUAAUACACAUGAUUACGGGAGGUCUGGAAGCCGGUGGACUGAGCUCUAAGCAGCGAAAGCUGUAUGUCAGAGAGGUUAAGCACCAGAAUCGAGCUCAGAAGCGAAAAUUUGAUGAUGCUGAGUGGAAGAAUCAACCCAUCACUUUCACAUUUGCUGAUCUCGAAACAGUUGUCACACCUCACAAUGAUCCUCUAGUUACUUUUGUCACGAUCAACAAUUGUGAAGUACAGCGUGUCCUUGUUGACACAGGGAGUGCACCAGACAUCAUGUACUUCCAUUGUUUUGAGAGUCUUGGGUUAGAUCCCGCUCUGUUGCAGCGGUAUGAUGGCCCCAUUUACGGGUUUAACAACCAACCAGUUCCAGUUGAAGGAGUCCUCACUAUAAAUGUUGCAUUUGGUAGUGGCCGAAGUUAUGUGACCCCCUCAGUCAGGUUUUUGGUAGUCAAGAUGGCGUCCUCAUUCAAUGUCGUCAUUGGUCGACCCACACUGACUGAAAUUCGAGCUGUGAAGGGCAAGACUCAAACACCCGAGGUUGAUCCCAAACGGAUUCUUGAUGAUCGGCAAGUUAUGGGUGUUGAGAUAGUAGAUAACCGACCAGAAGAUGAAACCAGAGCUGCUCCAGUCGAAGAUGUAGAAAAGGUGCAGAUUGAUGACAGAGAUCUGCGCCAGAAAACGCAAAUUGGGACUAAAUUGAACCCAGAGGAAAGAGCAGAGCUAAUAGCUUUUCUUCGGGCCAAUAAAGAUGUUUUUGCAUGGACUUCAGCAGACAUGCCGGGAAUUCCCACUUUAGUUUUUCAACAUAAACUCAGCACCAAUCCCCUCAAGAAACCAGUAGCCCAGAAGCGACGCCUCUUUGGGGGGGAAAGGUUACAGGUCAUUAAAGAAGAAGUUGAGAAACUCCUACAAGCUGGUUUUGUCAGAAGGGUCGAUUACUGCGAGUGGGUCGCCAAUCCGGUGUUGGUGAAAAAAGCAAACGGUAAAUGGCGGAUGUGCAUUGAUUACACUAACCUCAACGAUGCAUGUCCAAAGGAUUGUUAUCCAAUGCCAAACAUUGAUAAGCUGGUUGAGGCAGUUUUGGGGAAUGAGAGAUUAAGUCUCUUGGAUGCAUACUCAGGCUACCACCAAGUUCCAAUGGCUCCUGAGGAUGAAGAAAAAACCUCGUUUUAUGCUGGUGAUGAGAUUUAUUGCUAUGUAAUGAUGCCCUUCGGCUUGAAGAAUGCAGGCGCCACUUACCAGAAGAUGGUUACCAUCGUAUUCCGAGCUCAAAUAGGACGGAAUCUGGAAGUUUAUGUUGAUGAUAUAGUGGUGAAGAGUUUGAAAGCUGACGAUCACUUAAUCGAUCUUGAGGAGACAUUCAACAAUCUUAGACAGAAUAGAAUGAGAGAGGGAUUGAGGUCAACCCAGAGAAGAUCAGAGCAAUUGCCGAGAUGGAACCGCCGAAGUCAAUGAAGGACAUACAGAGGUUGACUGGAAGGGUAGCAGCUCUUCAUCGGUUCAUAUCGAA
Molecule: messenger RNA, 3001 nt
Organism: Rubroshorea leprosula
Lineage: Eukaryota; Viridiplantae; Streptophyta; Magnoliopsida; Malvales; Dipterocarpaceae
Source: the annotation of a GenBank genome assembly